Molecule: messenger RNA, 6948 nt
Organism: Ahaetulla prasina
Lineage: Eukaryota; Metazoa; Chordata; Lepidosauria; Squamata; Colubridae
Product: soluble scavenger receptor cysteine-rich domain-containing protein SSC5D-like
Exons: 9
Coding region: 1725-4433 (902 amino acids)
Cellular component (GO): membrane
Source: RefSeq, a predicted model, not a curated record
GGGCCAGAACUCUGGAAUUGUUCCAAUUGCUGGACAUUUCAGUUAUCGGUAUGCUGCAAAUUGGAGACAAUGUGGAUUUUAGAGAGGACCCAAAAUAUUAUUAAUCCAAUUAACAGGCAUUCAUUGUGUUUGAAGUAAAAUGUUGAUUUAUUAAGAAGUAUGUAAACCUUACUUUUAAAUUAGUUAUCGACACUUAUUCCAAUAAUAAUAAGCCAGGUGAUGGACAGAGAUAAGAAUUGUUUGAGGAACCUUCCCAUUUGCCAUAGAGGUGAAAAGGAGUGCAGAGGGAUGAUUUAAUUUCCACUAUCUACUUAUCUACUUCAACUAUGUACUUAUUUUAAAGGUGGCAGGCUAAGGAAAUUCCUAAGUGCCCAAUGGUAAUAGUUAUAAAAUUAAAUAAAGAAAGCCAGUUUAUAUGGACAGAGCAAAUUGUAUAAUUAUCCAGCCUCCUUUCCUACCAAUUUGUAGCAAAAAAAGAAAGGGGAAAGAUAAUUUUAAUUCUUAAUUGAACUCAAUCUAUACUUUCUAUUUGUUUGUCUUAUGGGAACAAAAUAUUUAAUUUAUCAUUAAUUAUUAGGUACUUAUCAUAGAUCAUUUGUAUCAUAUACAGUUUGAUCUUAGUGCACUACCUUAUGAUCUUGAUCUAUGUAUUAAAUAACUUUCCCUCCACAAACAAGCCCUGGAUGAUGUAUUUUCUGCCAUAAUUAAAAAUAUAGUUAAAAAGAAGCACAACUUUAUAAAACAGCAAUAGCACUUAAAUAUUUAUCGCUCCAUAGAGUUUUACAGCAGUCUUAGCAGUUCACAGUGUCAGCAUAUUGCCCCCAACAAUCUGGGUCUUUAUUUUACCAACCUUAGAAGGAUACAAGGCUGAGUCAACCUUGAGCCCAUCAGGAUUGAACUCUAGACUGGACAGAGUUAGCCUGCAAUACAGCAUUCUAAGCAUUGCACCUUAUAAGAGACAAGCAUUAUGAAACCAAUCAUUAAAUAAAAAACUUGAGUUAAAAAUGUAAAAAAAUGGUAUAGGAAAAAAUGCACAGGUAAUCCUAGACUUAUGACCACAAUUGAGAAUGUAAAACUCAUCAUUAAUUAAUGUAAUUAAAUGUGACAUCACAUAAUUGCAGUUUAUAACUUCCCCUGCUGGCUUUCCCAUUGACUUGUUAGAAGCUGGCUGGGAAGGAUGCAAAUGACAAUUACAUGACUCGGGAACACUGGAUGGAAAAAGCAUUAUAUCCCACUGUUAAAAACACAACGCUGUGAGAAAUGAUGAGUAGACUUCUUGGAAAGAUUGUGUCUAUUUCUGGCCAGGAUUCACAUAUAUAAGUGAAUUGGAAGCUGUGUUUCAGGACAAAUGAUGGUUUUAAAAAAUGUUUGAAAGGAGCAAAUUAUGCACAUAAUUGCUACAUAAUCCACAUGAGUUUUAAAGUUUUCCAUUGACAGAUACAGCAACCCAGUUUAGGUCUCUGUUAAGUGGCCCUCUUGAAAGGUCUUAGAGAAAUGUCUCAAAUGUGGCUCUCACACCAGGCUUAGUCUUGUGGGAAUUUCUCCUCCUUGGUCUGGUUCUCUUCUUCCCAGGCUACAGAUUGGAAGUUACAUGACCCAGGGCAAAGCAGGGGUGUUUCCUACUUUCCUUUUUGCUUGGCUGACUCAUAGCCUGGGUCUUCUGUCUUUAUUGCUUUUGAUUUGCUUUUGCAAUCAGGCAACUCACCGAUCCUGCCAUUUACACCAUGCAGUCCUCCUUGUCCUUUCUGGUUGUCUUCUUGAAACUUCAUGUCACAGGCGCUUUCCAGAUACGUUUAUCUGGAGGUCCUAACCUUUGUGUGGGACGGGUAGAGAUUCUCCACAAAGAUGAAUGGGGGACCGUGUGUGAUGAUGAUUGGGACCUGCGUGAUGUUGCUGUUGUGUGCCGAGAAUUAAACUGUGGGGAAGCCCUUUCAGCACCUCAUGGAGCCUGGUUUGGUGAAGGAGUUGGUUCUAUCUGGCUCAAUGAAGUACACUGUGCAGGUACUGAGAGGCACCUGCUUUCCUGCCAUCACCGUGGCUUUCGCAAGCAUAUCUGCACUCAUGAGGAAGAUGCCAGUGCUAUCUGCUCAGAACAACGUUUCCCUCUUUUCACUGCCAUUCCUGCCCACACGUCUUUCAAGAAGGGCAAAAUGGAGGCAGUAACAACCACAAGGCCACUUGUAUCGCCUACACCUACUGAAGAAACUCUAAGACUUGUGGGCGGCAGAAAUCAGUGUUCUGGCCGGCUAGAGAUAUUUCAUGAAGGGCAGUGGGGGACAGUAUGUGAUGAUAUGUGGGACCUUCUGGAUGUUACUGUCAUAUGCCGAGAGCUGGACUGUGGGGAGGCUCUGGCAGCACCAGGUGGUGCUUUCUUUGGUGAGGGGAACAGUGUCAUCUGGCUGGAUGAUGUGCAGUGCCAAGGAGAAGAGUCAAAGUUGGCAGACUGCCACACCAGUCCCUGGGGGACAAACAACUGCCGACACAAUGAAGAUGCUGGGGUUGUAUGUUCAGGUGCAAUGUCCCUUGCCAUGAUAGAAGAGCAUACAGCCAUGCUUACAAAGACCUUAGCUCCUCAGAGAUCCUGGUCUGUUACACCAAACCAAAUUCCAAAUCCUAUUCAGAUUAUAAGAAAGCAGGAAGAAACUUUGACUAGUCAAGAACCAACAGAUGAUAUUCUCAAAGGAGAUGUUUCAGAAAGUGGCCAGCAGCUACUGCGGCUUGUAGAUGGCCCUGAAUCCUGUGCUGGACGGGUAGAGGUGUUGUACAAAGGCCAGUGGGGCACAGUGUGUGAUGAUGGCUGGGACUUGGUGGAUGCAGCUGUUGUAUGCCGUGAGUUGGACUGUGGAGCUCCACUUCUUAGUCCAGGCAAUGCUCGAUAUGGACCAGGAUCUGGACCUAUCUGGUUGGAUGAUGUCAACUGCACUGGGAGAGAGUUUACUAUAAAGCACUGUCAUUCUAAGCCUUGGGGGAAGCAUAACUGCAAUCAUCAUGAAGAUGCUUCUGUCAUCUGCACAGGCAAGUGGAAACGUCUGUUGUUCCAAAAACCAAUUGGUAGUUCAAAGGCAACUGAAUUACCAAUCUCUAUCACAUCUGAGCCAGUAUCUCCAAGCAAUUCAGAGCUCCAAAAUGUGAUGGAUGUAGCAGAGAUUACCACAAAUAUUCAGGAAUUUCCAGACAAGUCAAACAUAAAGUCUCUCAAUCAAUCAUACACUGAGGAUCCUUUUUUAAAAACACCAAGUGUUAAAAUUGAACAGGAAAAUGAGACAAAGCCAAUAAAUCCUUCAGAUAUUGUUGAAUCAACACUUAGUCCAAAUAUAUUGCAGCACACGCAGGCAAAAAAUUCAUACAAGUUCCCUAAAACAAGAUUGUCCACACGCAAAUGGAAAAAAGAGUCAAUUUCUUCCACAGAAAAUUUUCAGCCAUCCUCCAUCACAUGGGAUACAGAAUCUAAAAGAGAAAUAAGAUCAACAACUCCUGGAUUUGUAGAUAAAACAAUAUAUAAUUCAGAGAAUCCACAGCAUGUUCAGGAGAUGGAACCAGCUAUUUCUUCAAAGAUCAUGUCAUCAUUUCAAAAUAGGAGGGAAAUGCCCAUUUCACAAUCCAUAGAAUUUAAAUCAUUAUCCAUGUGGGAUAUUGAAUCAGACAGAGAAAGGCCAUCAGGAGCAGGACCACCUCCAUUUGCACAAUCAUUUAACUCUGCCCCUGAGAGACUGCCUUCCACAUAUUGGGAUAGCAAUGCUGAAGUGUCUCCACUUACAAAGAACAUAGAAUUCAAUGAUAUCUUCAAUGAAAAUCAGGAUAUCACCACUGCCACAUGGAUUCAGGUGCCUGAGAAAGUUAUAAGCACAUCUGAUAUGAGGAAUGAAUUGUUUGAAUUAUCAAAUAGUUUUGAAGUCACAAAAGAGGUGGAACUGCCUAUAACUACAAAGAAUUUGCAAUCUGAAAAGCGCAUUGAAACAACCACACCCAAAGUCAUAGAUUAUGAAGAGAAAUCAAAUCAUGAAAAACAGGAGGAAUCAAAUAUAGAUCCCCAUCCUGUGGAACCCUCAGGCCUGACCAAAACAUCAGAUGCAAAUGUCUUAUCUGCCAAACCUGUCACCUAUUCUGAACACUGUGAAUCAUCCCCAGACUGUCUUAUAAAGCAAGAACAAAGUAAAGCAGAUCAAAGAUGUUGCUGUUCACCACAAGCCCUGAGGAACUUGGUUCAUACAAUGAAAGGUCUCCAUGGGGAACUAGGUUCUGUCUCUGUUGCCAUUAAGAAUCAAGGUUCCCAGCUGGAGGCUGUAGCUCACAAUCUGGCUGAGUUGUCAGCUUCUAUACGUCUUCUGGUUGCAAUAUUGCCCUCUCUGGUACAGCCUGGCUCAUCCCAAUCCUUCUUAUCUCCAUCUGGGCAAGUUGAAAGUCAACUGGAAAAUCAACUACCCCUGAAGUGAAAUAGGUAUGAUUUUUUUGUAAUGCAAAAUAUUGAUUUUCGUGUCACCAAGAUGCAGAGAGACAAAAAGGCUACUUAGUGAAACUGUGUCAUAAGAUGACAAAGAUCAACAUGUGCAAAUUUUACAAUACUAAAUGUCACAAUCAGAAAUUGUCAUAAUUCCUAUGUCAGAAAUACAAAAUCAAAUGCAACUGAAUAUUAGAGUGCACUAAGAGAAGUUGUCAGAUGAAUUUUUAAGUAAUUGUGGUGAGCGAUUCAUUUAUUAUAUUAUUCGCUGAUUAAAACUGGGUUUUAAAUGGCAGAGUCAAAUAUAAGUUAAACCUGGAUACUCCCCAUUCAUCUGCUAUGUAGAUUGGCAAUUAUUCUCUGCAUAAAGUAGCUGUACUUUGUGUAAUUUAAUUUCUGUGCUUUUUGUAAACAUCCAUAAUGGGGUAGAAUGAGAAAAGUCAAGAGCCAAGAAAAGAAUAAUUCCCAGUAGUAAUAUAGCUGCUUUUUCAGUCCAAAAUAAUCUACUAGUAAUCCUUGGAGAGUAGAUCGUUCCAGAUGGGCUGACUAAACCAGUUAUGUUAUUUAUAGUAAUAUUUUAUUUUAAUUCUAUUUGCAACACAGUUGAAGUGCUUUGCUUUUUUAAAGUUGUAAUUUUAUUAAAGAUUAAAAUAUACAACAAUCCAAACUACUACAAAUUAAAAAAGAAAAGAAAAAGAAAAAAGAUGCAAAGAAGAAAAAAGAACAAUAAUAUAAUAAAGAAAAAGAAAAUAAAUAUAUAAAGUUGCUUUUUCUUUCAUCUCAACAAAUAUAAACAACUUCAGUAACAUUACUUUAUCUUAAAACACAACAAAUGAUUUCUUCCCAUAUUUCCAUUUCUUAUCCAUAAACAAAUUCAUGAAACUUCAUCAUUUUAGUCAUUAGAAUAGAACAGAAUUUAGUCAGUAAAAUUUCAUUAAAUAUCAGAUAUAACAACACAUCUAUUUUAACAAUCAAAUAAACCGAUUUUAUACUCCUUCCUUUUACUACUAACAAUUCUAACUUAGACUUUGGGGGAAGAAAUGGCAAAGUGAAAACAAUUCUAUGAAAGAUUGGGUUUCAUAAUUGCUCUCUGGAUAAGGACAGGACUUGAGAUCACUUACAUAUGGGCAACAGAAAGCUGCUUCCAGUGAGGAGACCUCAAGACUGUUUUGAGUUUAAAGUUCUGGGAGAAAGAGAAUAACCAUCUUGCUCAAACUGUGAUUGUCACCUUUAAAAAGACAUUUGGUUCACAUGCUUCCUCUUCUAAUUAUUUUUAGAAAUUGGUUGUUAACUGCUUUUCUGCUAUUAGAGACCUUUGGAUUAAUAUGUUUAUGGGUGAGUUUCCUUCAAUUCUUAGUAAAGAAGAAUUUACUAAGUUUAAGUUUAAGAACUUAUUUUUCCCCUAAAACAGCAAAAGGCUUUUAAAAAGUUACAAAUGGACUAAGCAUCCAGUUAAAUUUAAAAUAAGAAUUUGGAAUAAAUUAUAAAAGUCCUUCCUGUGGGAAAAUGCUUUUUUUUAAAAUUCUUUUAAAAUAUGUAAAAUAAGACUUUAAAAAUUGGACAUAAAAAGAAACUAGAAAGAACUAAAGAUUACAAUUAAAGGAGAACAACACUCAAACUUCACUUAUUAAAACAGAACGAAGCAAUGAUAUUUUUGAACAAUGGACCCAGAAGUUAAUUUUAAAAGAUGUUAUUUCACUUCAAUAAAAAAAAUGAAAAAGAAAAGGAUGGAAGAGGAACAAGUAUUAGCUGACAUGAAUGAGACUGGUUUGAAAGUGGAUUUAAAAAUGAGGGGCUACAGGAAUGACAUGAUGUUACAUUGAGCAUACAAAAGAAAUCAGCUAAUUCCUUGAUUUGUUACUUGUAUAUUCCUUUUAAUUAUUAAGAGAAUGAUCUAGGUAAUUUCCCCAUAUUAAAUUUAUAAAGGAGACUUGUUAAAGCUUGCAAAAAAUUUGUAAGAAGGGCAAAGAAAAAAUGAAAACAAAUCAAGGAUAUUUUUUUGAAGAUUUUAUUUCUAGUCUUUCAUAAGCUUUGUAUCCUUCAACUACAGAAACAGAAAUGAGAAUCCAAAUAUUUUAGUUAUUGCAAACUAGGUAUUAUACACGUGUCGUUUCCACAGAAUAUCUGACAAUGGUUUUCUAAUUAGUGUUAACUAGUAAAUAUUUUCCAUGCAAGAAGUUACUUGAAUUAUUAAUGAAUUAUUAAUAUUUUUUCUUCUUUAAGCAAAUUGGAGCUUUAUUUAAAGCUAUGAAUUGUUACAUAAUAUCAGUAAAAAAAUAGUUUUUACUAACUUGCUUACAAUUUAAUUGAGACAGGUAGAAAUGGCCUAUAAAAGCAGUCCAAUUGUUGUCUAAUCUAAUAGCUAUCAUUCUCCAAAGACUGAAUAAUGUAUUCCUUCUUUUUGUGACACUUUAAAAAGCACUAAUAAAGAUGCCACCUUGAUUUUUUCCUAUUUGUCAUAUUUCUUAUUGAUCAAUAUAUCUACACAUGCCACUCCAUGAAAACUGAAA